Messenger RNA from Bipolaris maydis ATCC 48331, 1305 nucleotides. RefSeq lists its product as uncharacterized. Gene Ontology annotation, cellular component: intracellular anatomical structure. NCBI's taxonomy places the organism in Eukaryota, Fungi, Ascomycota, Dothideomycetes, Pleosporales, Pleosporaceae. Gene Ontology annotation, molecular function: NADPH dehydrogenase activity; FMN binding; NADP binding. The record is from RefSeq and is a predicted model, not a curated record.
AUGGGUGCCGAAUCUGACACUGCGAAGCCACAUUCGCAUCACGCAAUUGCCAAAGACGUACCAGAGGACAAGAAGAGCGAUCAAGUCGCCAAGCAAGAUGAAUUGAGGAACAAGGCUGCCCCUGGUAUCUCUUACUUUACACCCGAGCAAGACCCCCCUGCUGGAACUGCAUUGGGCAUGCUCGAUGGCAGCUCCAAGAUCCCCAAGCUCUUCCAGCCCCUCAAGCUUCGCGGUCUCGAGAUCCAGAACCGGAUCGCCCUUUCUCCUCUCUGCCAGUAUUCUGCUGAAGAUGGCCAUCACACCAAUUGGCAUCUGACACACUUGGGUGGCAUCAUUCAGCGUGGCCCCGGGCUGAGCUUUGUAGAGGCAACUGCUGUCGUUCCAGAGGGCCGUAUCACGCCCGAGGACAGUGGUCUAUGGAAGGACUCGCAAAUGGAACCUCUCCGCAAAAUUGUCGAGUUUGCCCACUCCCAAGGUCAGAAAAUCGGUAUCCAACUCGGUCAUGCGGGACGCAAGGCUAGCACAGUGGCGCCAUGGCUGAGCAAGGGCGAUAUUGCUACCAAGGAGAUGAACGGCUGGCCGGAUAAUGUCUAUGGUCCAUCAGCCAUUGCGUUCAACGACAAGCACUGCACUCCCAAGGAGAUGACCAAACAGGAUAUCGAAACAUUCAAGCAGGCUUUCGUUGACGCUGUCAAGCGCGCGGUCAAGAUCGGCUUCGAUACCAUUGAGAUUCACAAUGCGCACGGCUACCUGCUGCACUCUUUCCUUUCUCCCGCAUCCAACCAGCGUACCGACGAAUACGGUGGCUCGUUCGAGAACCGCACCCGCCUGACCCUUGAGCUAGUAGACCUCACUCGCAAGACCAUCCCGGAGAGCAUGCCGCUUGUACUCCGCAUCAGCGCGACCGAUUGGCUUGACGAAGCCGGUAUCGAAGGCUGGACUGUUGACCAGACCGUCCGCCUUGCCGAGAUACUCGCCGAAAGAGGUGUUGACCUGCUCGACGUCUCAUCUGGUGGGCUCCACGAGAAGCAGCACAUCCAUGGUGGACCCGGAUACCAAGAGCCGUUCGCCAAGGCUGUCAAAGACAAGGUUGGCGACAAGAUGGCUGUUGGAACUGUCGGUAGCAUCACCGACGGCAAGCAGGCAAACGGCUACCUUGAGAACGACAACCUCGACGUUGCAUUCAUUGGCCGCAUGUUCCAAAAGAACCCUGGCUUCGUGUGGCAGUGUGCAGACGACCUUGGUGUAGAGGUGCGCUGGGCGAAUCAGAUUCGAUGGGGCUUUGGCGGACGUGGCAAGAAGUAA